Messenger RNA from Myotis myotis, 2460 nucleotides. It is a transcript of the gene SCRN1, whose product is annotated as secernin 1. The transcript has 8 exons. Gene Ontology annotation, biological process: proteolysis. Gene Ontology annotation, molecular function: cysteine-type exopeptidase activity; dipeptidase activity. The record is from RefSeq and is a predicted model, not a curated record. Bases 285 to 1535 code for a protein of 416 amino acids. NCBI's taxonomy places the organism in Eukaryota, Metazoa, Chordata, Mammalia, Chiroptera, Vespertilionidae.
GAGCGGAGCAAACUGUAAGCGGGGGCGGCGGGCCAGCGCGCCCGGAGUCUGAGGAGGGGGAAGCGCCGACCGCCCCGCCGCUCGGCCACUGCAGCUGCAGCCCCGGAUGUCGCCGCAGUAGCCGCGGCCGCAGCAGCAGCACCCGCAGCAGCAGCAGCAGCAACACCCGCAGCAGCACCCGCAGCAGCAGCACCCGCAGCAGCAGCACCCGCAGCAGCAGCACCCGCACCCUCGGCGCCGCAGCAUCAGCGCCGCAGAGCCGAGCCUGAGCCGCCGCCCGCAGGAUGGCUGCAGCGCCUCCGCCUCCGAGCUGCUGUUUGGUGGCCCUUCCGCCUCAUGCUAAGGACGGUCUGGUGGUGUUCGGCAAAAACUCCGCUCGGCCCCGGGAUGAAGUGCAAGAGGUCGUGUAUUUCCCGGCUGCGGAUCACGAACCCGAGAGCAAGGUGGAGUGUACUUACAUUUCCGUCGACCAAGUUCCCAAGACCCAUGCCAUUGUGAUAAGCAGACCUGCCUGGCUUUGGGGGGCAGAAAUGGGAGCCAAUGAACAUGGAGUGUGCAUAGCCAACGAAGCGGUCAAUGCCAGGGAACCGGCCGCCGAGACGGAAGCCUUGCUGGGGAUGGAUCUGGUCAGGCUUGGUUUAGAAAGAGGGUCAACAGCCAAGGAAGCCCUAGAUGUCAUCGUCGCCUUGUUGGAAGAACACGGGCAAGGUGGGAAUUAUUAUGAAGAUGCAGGCUCCUGCCACAGCUUCCAGAGUGCUUAUCUGAUUGUGGAUCAUGAGGAGGCCUGGGUGCUCGAGACCGUAGGGAAGUACUGGGCUGCUGAGAAAGUCACAGAGGGCGUCAGGUGCAUCUGCAAUCAGCUCUCACUCACCACCAAGAUCGAUGCAGAGCAUCCUGAGCUCAGGAGUUAUGCUCAGAGGCAAGGCUGGUGGACAGGAGAGGACGAGUUCAAUUUCUCUGAAGUUUUUUCUCCAGCUGAUGACCAUCUACACUGCUGUGCAGGCAAAGACAGCUUAGAAAAGCAAGAAGAAGGAAUCACUGUGCAGACUAUGAUUGACAUCUUACGGGACAAAGCCAGUGGCGUCUGCAUAGACUCCGAGUCGUUCCUGACCACAGCCAGCAUGGCGUCUGUCCUGCCCCAGAGCAGAGGUUCACCGUGCAUCCACUACUUCACCGGGACCCCAGACCCCUCCAGGUCCAUCUUCAAGCCUUUCAUCUUUGUGGACGAUGUAAAACUUGUCCCGAAAGCACAGUCUCCCUGUUUCGGGGAUGACGACCCUGCCAGAAGGGAGCCCCGGUUCCAGGAGAAACCAGACCGUCGGCACGAACUGUACAAGGCCCACGAGUGGGCACGCGCUGUCAUCGCCAGCGGCCAGGAGCAGGGCCGCAGGCUGCGGAGGACCAUGCUGGAGCUGGAGAAGCAAGGCCUGGAGGCCAUGGAGGAAAUCCUGGCCAGCCCCGCGCCCCCGGACCCCGCCGAGGUGGCCGACCUUUUCUAUGACUGUGUGGACACGGAGAUCAAGUUCUUUAAGUGAAGCCACCCUCCCCCUCGUAUUUAAAGUUUCCCACCGACUAACUUACCAGCAAAACCACCGCUCUCCCGUGCGAGAAAGACGAGAGGCCCUCCGUGGCGGCUGGUGGUCCCUUUUCCGAAGCCAGGCCGGACGGACACUUGUGUUCUGCUGGAACCUCAACACGUCCCCUCUGCCACGUGGUCCCCUUCCUCUGCUGUGUGACCUGUGCCCCGUGCGCCCGUGGUUCCCCCGUGUGACUAAUCGUGGAUGUCAAGCUGCUGCUGUUGUAUUUCUGUGACAAUGGACACGUUGGCCUUUCCGGGAGGAUGUGCGCUCACCAGGCCCUGGAAGGCAGGCUCCGCAAUGCUGAGCGGGUGGGGAGGCAAAGUCUCCUGCCGUCUUCCUCGCUGAGUAAGUUUCUUCCAGGCUCACAACAGGCAUUGCUGUGUCUGGCCCAGGGCCUUGCCUGUGCCCUCGAGGGAGAAGCUUCCUGGCUGCCCUGAACGUGAGGGCUUGUCUGUAGUGCGGAAGGUCUCCAGGUGUGUCUUCUGAGGGACACAUCUGGAGGGAAGGAGGACAGGGGUCCUGUCCAGUCCCAGCUCCGUCCGGCUUCCCGUGAUCCUCACAAGCCCGUCUUCUGUGCCCCGUGCUUGUGAGCGGUGGACCCAACUGCUCCCACGUGCGGGAGGGCUGCUCCCUGUGUGAGCGGGACCCGCCCCCUGUAGCGAGUCAGAGGCAGCCACACCUGUGGCUUCCCUGCAUCCCCGCGUGGGCCGCCCAGAGGCACCAGGCUCACCUGCUCCAGCGCACCUGCCACCUGGCUGCCCCUGUGCAGAAUGGUUCCGGCCUGCUUACCGCCGUCUGUUUAGGGCAGUGGUUCUCAACCUUGGCUGCACAUUAGAAUCACCUGGGAAUCUUUUUAAAAUCCUGAUUUCUGGGCCUCAUC